AUCCCCGCUCGUCGCCCGUGAUGUAGUAACUCCCGUGAUGUAGUAACUCCCCUGUAAAAAGGCCUAUUCAGUUUCUACUGCAAGAAGGCUGAAUAAACGAUCAACAACACUGGAACAAACCCUCUCAGCACCUUCUCGCUGGACGAAAUGGAGACAAAAGUAGCUAAUUUACCACUUAUGGAUAUGACAAGGGCAAAGACUGAUCGUGAAGCGUUUGCCAAAGAUCUUGUUAAAGUCAUGAGUACGAUUGGCUUCCUUCUUCUCGAGAAUGUCGAGGGAGUCGAUCCCGAUGGUCUGAUGGGGGCGUGCAAGUGGUUCUUUACCCAACCUCUGGAAAAGAAAUUUGAGGUAACAAGGAAGAGGUGGAAUAAAAGCUGCAAGAACGUGUACAGGGGAUAUUUUCCGACCGGAGAAGACCCUAACAAUUCGAGUCAUAAAGAAGCUUUCGAAUGCGGCGUUACACUUCCGCUAGACGACCCCGACGUAUUGAAUGGUAACAGGCUGUAUGAAAACCCCCAGUGGCCGAUCGAAGAAGGCAUUCCGUUCAAGAAAAUUGUAACAACUUAUUUCAAAGCGAUGCACCGAGCAGCUGUAGACUUGAUCCGUCUCCUGGCUCUUGGUUUGGGUUUUGAUGAGCACUGUUUUGAUGAUAUGAUCGUAAAGAAGCCGUUGUCAACUCUCAGACUUCUGCACUAUCCCCCUCGCGGAGGUAUGCCUAGGUAGAGACCAAAAUGUUGGCUAGACGGUUUUAACCCUUUAACUUCCGUGAGAGAGCACGACAGGUUUUUUUACCCUAGAAUAUCAAUACAAUAUCAAGCAGACUAGUCUUCUUAACCAGAAGUGUCAAGUCUUUCCAGUAGAACACAAGUAUCAUAUCUUUUCAUAUCUUUAAAGAUGGAAGUGUCUAAAGACAAGGAGUUCAUUUUUUCAAGCAAAUAGCUCAGAAGAAAAGGUUUUCCAGGUCUAGGUUUUAAAGCUUGGUUACUUAUUAGGAAGGCAGGGUUUCUGAUUUUGCCUUUUAUUAAAACAUUGGGCUGUACAUUUGAACACAACUUUGGUCCCAGGGGGAAGUUCAACUGCCCUGGAAAGGUUGCCAGGAGGGGGAGAUUUUGAGGCUUCAAAACACAUGAUUUUUUAAUGGAUGCCUAUGGGAAGGGGGGGUACCAUUUUUGGCAGAUGAGGGAUCGUUUUUAUCUUAUAUACCACAAAUCGGUACAAUAGUUGUGGUCACACUACAGACUUUAAUUAUGUAGAAAUAAGUAUUUGGUAACUUAUGAUGUUUAAUUGAUGUUCAAAGACAUGCCAUUAGUUAGGGUGCACAGAGCACUAGGUACUCCUUUGCUACCAUACAUUUUUGACUCCAUCUCACCACUCAUUUAGUGUGUUAAUUCCAAAUAUUAAUAGCAAUAAUUUACUUUCUCUAGAUGCCAUUCCCAACACCUGCAUAUCAAGUGAUGGUAAGAUUUUGACAUGCGAUGAUCACCACGACACAGGUUUGAUAACUCUUUUGGAAACAUUCAACAAUGGAGGCUUAGAGGUCAUUGGGGAAGGUGGUGAGUGGAUGGCAGUUGAGCCCAGACCUGGAACUCUGGUUGUUAAUAUUGGAGAUCUUCUGGUCCAGUUUUGUGGAGGUCAUCUAAAGGCUACACGUCAUCGUGUUGUGGAUAUUGGAGUUGACCGAUACUCUGUGCCUUUUUUUAUGGAACCCAGUUACCACACUGACAUAAACAGGUCUCCAGUUCUUAAGCCUCCCCCUGAGGGUACCCCUGUGCAAAAAUAUGGUCAUUGGAUGAUUGAAACCAUCAAACGCAAGAAGUUCAUUGAAUAUGAAGGGUUGGAUACCUCAUUUAAUUGGCAUGAAAUAUAAUUAACUGUCAUGAUUGUGCCCUGGCUAAGGAUAUUUAGAGACAUUUGUAUCACUGCAUAAUGUCAAGGAAGCAUUUACAAUGUUCAUAAAUUCAAACAUUGAUUUCAUUUAAUUAGAAUGGAUUUCAUAAUAAUACUACAUGGGAAAUUAAUUUUUUAAAUUAAUUGGUUCAGAAACUCAUUACUAAGCGCAAAAAUGUGGUACAUGAACCAACUAGGAUAGAGUCCAGGAAUGAGGUUUGAUCACAUGAAAAUAGACAUUUUCUUGUUUCAGUGUAAGAGUAUGAAUAAGAGAGGGUGAUGAAUCAUGGUUAUGACUACAUUUCUAUUCAAGCGUAAUGAGUUAUAUGCCAGUUGAUUAUGCAAUUAAGCUCAAACCACAUUUCUUUACCUAUAUGCCAAAAGUUCUGACUGUUUUGAGUACAGGGAAAAAAAAUCAAAUGCACUCUGUCUGGAAUUUUUUUAUAGGAACUGCAUGAUGUGCUCCCCAGCAUCUAUCACAAAUUAGUGGUCAAAAAUCUAAGAAUUUCAAAAUGUUUCCAAUUUAAAUAAUAUUUUUAUACCAGAACCUUUAAUGUGAUGAUUGUAAGGCAUACAGAAAAUUCAUGACAGUGUAAUUUAGUGUUUAAUUUGUUUGUAAAGCACUGUCUGUAGACUUAUCACAACAACUGAGUGAGUAGCAAAUUACAAUGAUCAUUUUUUCAAAAUCUCCUGGAAUUCCCAAUGUAACCAUCCACUAGUAUAUUAAAUAUAUGAACUUGUAAGUCUGGUAUUCAUUCCUUCUUUUCUGAGGAAGAACAGCCAGGGUUCAUUUCCCUAUCAGCUGCUGGCUAUGGAGCCCAGAUUUGGUCAUCCCUUUUGGAGAGGAGACAAAAACAUUAAUGGAGAAGUAUUUUGUAUCUUUUCUUAUAACCAUGUCUGUUUGUGUUUGAUUUAUAGAAGCAGAGAAUCUUGCAUGUAAAAGAGGCAUGGAUGCCCAUCAACACACUUUGAAUAUUAAAUGAUACCUACAAUGAAG
This is a messenger RNA of Pocillopora meandrina, 2884 nucleotides long. The record is from the annotation of a GenBank genome assembly. NCBI's taxonomy places the organism in Eukaryota, Metazoa, Cnidaria, Anthozoa, Scleractinia, Pocilloporidae.